AUGGCGUUGGCGGUGCCGUCACCAGUGACGUGGGCGCCAUUGGUGGUGAUGCUCCUCACCGGUAUUGCACGACGACGGCACAGACAACAACAACGAUGGCUACAACUACAAAGGCGGCCACGCCAUCUAAUGAACGGAGGGUCGGUUCGUGGUUGUCCGCUAAGCGGGUUUCAGGCUCAAUUGAUCCUGAGUAGCUGCUUGAAGGAUGAAGAUGGAGAUUGGUACGAGACUGGGCUUCAUAUCUUUUUUGGAGCUUAUCUCAACAUACAGAAUCUGUUUGGCGAGCUUGGGAUUGAGGGUCGUUUGCAGUGGAAAGAACACUCCAUGAUAUUCGCCAUGCCAAACAAGCCAGGAGAAUUCAGCCGGUUUGAUUUCCCAGAAACUUUGCGAGCACCUGGAUAUGGGGCCAUACUGAGAAACAAUGAAAUGCUUACCUGGCCGGAGAAGGUGAAGUUUGCAUUUGGACUUCUGCCAGCAAUGGUUGGCGGUCAACCUUAUGUUGAAGCUCAAGAUGGCUUAACCAUUUCAGAAUGGAUGAAAAAGCAGGGUGUUCCUGAUCGGGUGAAUGACGAGGUUUUUAUUGCAAUGUCCAAAGCACUCAAUUUCAUAAAUCCUGAUGAGCUAUCUAUGCAGUGCAUUUUGAUUGCUUUGAAUCGAUUUCUUCAGGAGAAGCAUGGUUCCAAAAUGGCAUUCGUGGAUGGUAAUCUGCCUGAAAGGCUAUGCAUGCCUAUUGUUGAUCACAUUCGGUCUAGGGGUGGAGAGGUCCGCCUGAAUUCUCGUAUUAAAAAGAGAGCUGAAUCCUGA
This is a messenger RNA of Miscanthus lutarioriparius, 804 nucleotides long. The record is from the annotation of a GenBank genome assembly. Lineage: Eukaryota; Viridiplantae; Streptophyta; Magnoliopsida; Poales; Poaceae.